AUGGGACGCAGAAAGAUUGAGAUCAAAGCCAUCAAGGAUGACAGGAACCGUUCUGUCACCUUUUUGAAGAGGAAGGGUGGCCUAUUCAAGAAGGCGCACGAGCUUUCCGUCCUGUGCUCUGUGGACGUCGCUGUCUUCAUCUUUGGCAGCAACAAGAAGCUGUACGAGUACUCUUCCACAGACAUGCGGGAGAUGAUCACCAGGUAUACCUACCACGGUGGCCCCAACGAGCAUAAGGGCCCCUCAGACUUCAACGGCGGCAACGACGAGGACGAAGAUGAGGACCCCGAAGGCACGCCGCCGCAGGAGCCUCAAAUGAUCCCUCCUCAGUUCCAAGGACAAGCUUCUUUCCCCCACAUGCGACACCACACGCCGUCAGCGUCUCCUCCCAUCCCGAACGGCAUGUCUUUUCAGCAGCACCCUGGCCAUCCCGUGCAACGCGGCCACACGCCACAGCCUGGCAUGGUAUCGCGUCCUGGUUCUCGACAAGAAAUUCGCCGUAUGGGACCGAGUAUGGGCCCCCAGCCCGUCGGCCCUGGAUCUCAGCAACCUCCCGUCAACGGCUUUGCGUACAUGCCUAACCCGGCCAUAUACAAUCCUCAGAAUCAAUCCAACAUGCCCCCAAACAUGCCUCACGGACUCCCCCAGCAGCAUGGCCCUCAAUACCCAUCGUACCCCCCUAGCCACCACCCCCCGCACAUGCAACAGUACAUGGAAGAUCAGCGCCGCUCCAUGCCGCCCAGCUACCCGCAACCGCAAGGUCAGCAAGGGCCCGGGCCUCAAGUUUCUCGGAUCUCGCCAUCUCCGCCACAGCCUCCCACCCAGCAAUUGCCGCCGCAACCGCCUCAGAUCACACCCCCGCCACCACAGCCUCAGCAGCUUGACCAUCAGCAUCAGCAGCCGCAACCUCCACAGCCUCCACAGCAGCAGCAGCAGCAGUCCCAGGCGCCGCCGCCGCCGCAAUCCCAGGAGGCAUCAAUGCCGGCGCCAAUGGAACCGCGAUCGGAGCAACAAGAGCGACCCCAACCACCACUUCUGAAUACGGACAGCGCAAUUAAGAAGCUACCGCAGCGCAAGCAGCACAGCAUCUUCACGCCUAUUGACGAGAACCGCUCCAUCCUAUCCCAGCAUUUGGCCUCGUUCGCCUCGGAGCAAAACAGCAUCAAGGUAGAGUCUAAUCGCCCUCCAUUCCCUGAUCAGAGCAACAUCAAGAUUGAGGGCAAUCGGUCCCAGUCCGUCGAUGUCGGCGCCGUAUCCCGAACCAAUGGUUCCACGACGUCUCCGCCCAUACCUUCACGGGCCAGCACUCAGUCUCUAAGUAAGACCCGAAACAUCUCAGUAUCGUCAAUUCCAGAGACAAUGUUUACUCCGCCGUCUCGCACCAACAGCAUGAAGCUUGGAGGUGGUGCGCGGCCGCGUUUGAGGGUGGAGAUUCCCGACGAACCUUCGGAUGGCGGUAGCGCAACUGCCGAGUCAAACUCUCCUCGCAACUCAACCGACACUACAUCCCAGACGACUCGGCGCCACGCAUCCGAGUCACAUUCUUCCGGCAUGGUGCUGCCGCCACCAUCCCCGUCAGCCCAAACGCUUUUGUCGGCUGGCGCUACGGGCCCGCCAAACCCGUUUGCCCGCCCGCCUCCCCAGCAAAACAACAACAUGAAUAUUGACACACCCGUGUCCGCUCUCCCAUCCCGAUUCUUGAACAACGAGUUCUUACCUAGCCCCAGCAGUUUUUACCCGGAGUGGUAUUCGCGGGGCGGCAGUGACAGCAACACACUGCCUAGUCCUUUGAACUUUGCGACUCCCGUUGUCGGCUCUGGUCCCAGUUUCUUGAGAGACGACAACAACACGGGCACGAAGCGCAAGAGCCCCGAGAUCAGCAUAAGCGGACCACACGAGGGUCCCGAGGUUGGCAACGAGCCCAAGAGAGUGCGGGUCGAUUCUUGA
This is a messenger RNA of Colletotrichum higginsianum IMI 349063, 1947 nucleotides long. Its product is annotated as MADS-box protein GGM13. The coding region runs from base 1 to 1947 and encodes 648 amino acids. The record is from RefSeq and is a predicted model, not a curated record. Gene Ontology annotation, molecular function: DNA-binding transcription factor activity, RNA polymerase II-specific; RNA polymerase II cis-regulatory region sequence-specific DNA binding; protein dimerization activity. Lineage: Eukaryota; Fungi; Ascomycota; Sordariomycetes; Glomerellales; Glomerellaceae. Gene Ontology annotation, biological process: positive regulation of transcription by RNA polymerase II. The transcript has 3 exons.